UUCUUCGGCGUGGAUGUCUCCUCUUCUCUGAAAGUAGUCUCUCCCCCUAAAACCCAGCAAAUCAAGUAAAAACUCUUAAGGAAUCUGUGAGGAAUGGCCACACAGCAUUGCAAAGCUCCAUGAGAUCGCCUCUGUCCUUCUACAAAUCUUACUCCUUUUCCACCAUGUUUUUCCCUUUUGUCCCUUCCUUUUCUCUCUAUUUUCCUCUCUGCAACUCUCCAUCUUCCAGAACCUUAGUCGGCGCCAACCAUACCUCUGCUCGAUUCUGCUCUCGCUAGGGUUAGGAUUAGGGUUACAGUUUGGGUUUGAUACGUUUCUUUCAGUUUUUUAAGGGGUUAUUCAUUUGUAGCCAUGGAGCCUACUGCAGGGAAGCCCAGCUUUAUGAGGAAUAUGAUGGUGCGAGUGCUUUUGUUUGGUGUUCUGGUGAUUGGUGUGCGUUUUGCUUACGUUGUUACCAUUCGAGGGGAGUCGUGCGAUUUGGGUGACUUCUGCUUCUUCUCUUUGCCCGAAAGUUUUAACCUUCCUGGCGCCGGAAAAAUUGGGCCCUCGGCCAUUGUUGUCAAAGACGCCGCCCGAUCUACUUUUGCGGCGCCAAGCCGCGUUGAUCUCUGGACCAGCAAAGGCUGGCGCAAGGCGGUGCAGUUUUACUCGUCUGUGUUCCAAGAUCUGAUCGUCGAUGGCUACCUCACGCCGAAUUCGAAAUCGCUGUGCGUAGAAACUUCAGCUGGGCAAGAUGUGUUUGCAUUGAGGGAGAUCGGCGUUGUGGACGCUAUCGGCACGGCGAAGAAGAAAUCCCCACCAUUGGUAGUGUCCGCUCUUCCCUCUCGCCAGCCGUUCGACGACGACACCUUCGAUUUCGUGUUCUCCGGCGGCGGAGCGUUAGAUAAGGUGAUGCGACCGCUCGAUUUCGCUUCCGAGAUAGCGCGGACCCUUAAACCCGAAGGGUUUUUGGUGGUUCAUACAAAGACUAAAGAUGAGUAUAGUUUCAAUUCAUUUGUUGAUUUAUUCAAUUGCUGCAAAGUAGUGAAAACAAGGGAACUAGACGGCAUGGAUUCGUCGAUGCCUUACAUACGUGAGAUUGUUUUGAAAAAAGAACCUGGAAUUCUCAGCCAUGGGACGCCGAAGUCUCAUAGCAAUUCUGUGAAUAAGUGCUCUGUUCCGGGACAUAAAAGAGAGUUGUUCCGGAAAGCUGAGCCAUUGAUUACAGAGGAGCCAUUGAAGCCAUGGAUUUCUCUGAAAAGGAAUAUUAAGAACAUAAAGUAUCUUCCCUCAAUGGCGGAUAUAAGCUUUAAGCAGAGGUAUGUGUAUAUUGAUGUUGGAGCAAGGAGUUACGGCUCCAGUAUAGGGAGCUGGUUCAGGAAACAAUACCCAAAGCAGAAUAAGACCUUCGAAGUUUAUGCAAUUGAGGCUGAUAAAACUUUUCAUGACGAGUACAAGUUGAAGAAAAGGGUCACUCUUUUGCCCUAUGCUGCAUGGGUGAGGAAUGAGACAUUGUCCUUCGAGAUUAAUCAAGACCCGGGUCAUAAGGACGUGGAAAAAGGCCGAGGAAUGGGUCGGAUUCAACCUGGGCAAUCGUCCGCCAGUUCGGAUGCAGUAGUGGAUCAGAUUGAGGGAUUUGAUUUUGCAAACUGGUUGAAGAACAGCGUGUCGGAGAGAGAUUUUGUGGUGAUGAAGAUGGAUGUGGAAGGGACAGAAUUUGAUUUGAUUCCAAGGUUGUUUGAAACAGGUGCUAUUUGCUUGAUUGAUGAGAUAUUUCUGGAAUGCCACUAUAACAGGUGGCAGAGAUGCUGCCCAGGUGAGAGGAGUUCCAAGUAUCAGAAAACGUAUGACCAAUGCUUGGAUCUGUUCUCUAAUCUCAGAAACAGUGGAGUUCUUGUUCAUCAGUGGUGGUGACUGGUUACAACACUCCAUACAUGAUCCUGUACCAUUUCUUGCUUUUGCUUUUCCCCUCGAGGAGGCCUGUUCCUGAUUUUUACAGUGGAAAGUGGAAGCAUUCUAUUUGCCUUUUUUUUUUUUUCUUUUUUCUUUUUUUAAAUUUUAAUAAUUUAAAUAUUCACCAAUUUCUUUUAUUUGUAAGGUUAGUUAAAAAUUUUCCAUUUCUUUCAGCUUAAGUGCAAGUAGAGAUGAGAAGGGUUUGAAAGAAGCUUUAGUCUUGAAUUAUGUAUCUGCUAAAUAAAGGUUCAAGUUUGCAUGCA
Vitis riparia (riverbank grape) is the source of this 2195-nucleotide messenger RNA. RefSeq lists its product as uncharacterized. The record is from RefSeq and is a predicted model, not a curated record. The coding region runs from base 352 to 1893 and encodes 513 amino acids. Gene Ontology annotation, molecular function: S-adenosylmethionine-dependent methyltransferase activity. Lineage: Eukaryota; Viridiplantae; Streptophyta; Magnoliopsida; Vitales; Vitaceae. The transcript has a single exon.